This is a messenger RNA of Terrapene triunguis (Three-toed box turtle), 2902 nucleotides long. It is a transcript of the gene RTF1, whose product is annotated as RTF1 homolog, Paf1/RNA polymerase II complex component. The transcript has 18 exons. The record is from RefSeq and is a predicted model, not a curated record. Gene Ontology annotation, molecular function: RNA polymerase II C-terminal domain phosphoserine binding; DNA binding. Bases 81 to 2093 code for a protein of 670 amino acids. Gene Ontology annotation, cellular component: Cdc73/Paf1 complex. Lineage: Eukaryota; Metazoa; Chordata; Testudines; Emydidae.
CGGGCGGCGCGGGGGAGGCCGAGCCGCUCUCAGUGCCGCACCGUCCGCGGGCCCCUCAGCGCGGCGGAGCCGGCCCCGUCAUGGUGAAGAAGCGGAAAGGCCGGGUCCUCAUCGACUCCGACACCGAGGACAGCGGCAGCGAGGAGAACCUGGACCAGGAGCUCCUGUCAUUGGCCAAACGGAAACGCAGUGACUCCGAGGAGAAAGAGCCACCUGUUAGCAAACCAACAGCUUCUUCAGACUCUGAGACCUCAGACAGUGAUGAUGAGUGGACUGUUGGAGGUUCUAAAAACAAAAAGAAGGGAAAAGCUGGCAAAGUAGAGAAGAAGGGAGCUAUGAAGAAACAGAUGAACAAAGCUGCCUCCUCAGGCAGCUCAGACAAAGAGAGCUCAGCUGAGAGUUCAGCACCUGAAGAGGGUGAAGUGUCUGAUUCGGAGAGCAACAGCUCCUCCUCCAGCUCAGAUUCAGAUUCAUCAUCUGAAGAUGAGGAGUUCCACGAUGGUUAUGGGGAAGACCUGAUGGGAGAUGAGGAGGACAGAGCUCGGCUGGAACAGAUGACAGAGAAGGAGAGGGAACAGGAGCUAUUUAACCGGAUAGAGAAGAGGGAAGUGCUGAAGAGAAGAUUUGAAAUUAAGAAGAAACUAAAAACAGCAAAAAAGAAAGAAAAAAAGGAGAAAAAGAAAAAGCAAGAGGAAGAGCAGGAGAAGAAAAAGCUCUCACAGAUCCAGGAAUGCCAGGUGAUGUCACACAACAAAGAACGACGGUCAAAGCGGGAUGAGAAACUGGAUAAGAAAUCUCAGGCCAUGGAGGAACUGAAAGCAGAGAGAGAGAAAAGGAAGAACAGAACAGCUGAGUUGCUUGCAAAAAAACAGCCAUUAAAAACUAGUGAAGUAUACUCAGAUGAUGAAGAGGAAGAAGAGGAUGAUAAGUCUAGUGAGAAGAGUGAUCGCACAUCCAGAUCAUCCUCAUCUGAUGAGGAGGAAGAAAAAGAAGAAAUUCCUCCCAAAUCCCAGCCAGUCUCCUUACCCGAAGAACUGAAUCGGGUACGGUUAUCUCGGCAUAAGCUGGAGCGUUGGUGUCAUAUGCCCUUCUUUGCCAAGACAGUCACCGGCUGCUUUGUGCGUAUCGGCAUUGGGAACCACAACAGUAAACCUGUCUAUCGGGUUGCUGAAAUCACUGGUGUUGUAGAAACUGCAAAGGUUUACCAGCUUGGGGGCACCAGGACAAAUAAAGGACUACAGUUACGGCAUGGCAGUGACCAGCGUGUGUUUCGUCUGGAGUUUGUCUCAAAUCAGGAAUUUACUGAAAGUGAGUUCAUGAAGUGGAAGGAAGCGAUGUUCUCUGCUGGGAUGCAGUUGCCUACACUAGAUGAGAUAAACAAGAAGGAAGUGUCCAUCAAAGAAGCCCUCAACUACAAAUUUAAUGACCAAGACAUUGAGGAGAUUGUGAAAGAGAAAGAGAGGUUCCGAAAAGCCCCUCCCAACUAUGCCAUGAAGAAAACUCAGCUAUUAAAGGAGAAGGCUAUGGCAGAGGACUUGGGGGACCAGGACAAGGCAAAACAGAUUCAAGAUCAGCUUAAUGAACUGGAAGAAAGAGCAGAGGCCCUGGACCGCCAGCGGACAAAAAACAUUUCUGCAAUCAGUUACAUCAACCAGAGGAAUAGAGAAUGGAACAUUGUGGAGUCCGAGAAGGCUCUAGUGGCUGAAAGUCACAAUAUGAAAAACCAGCAAAUGGACCCUUUUACUAGGCGGCAGUGCAAGCCCACAAUAGUUUCCAAUUCCAGGGAUCCUGCUGUCCAAGCUGCCAUCCUCGCCCAACUAAAUGCAAAAUAUGGAUCUGGUGCUUUACCGGACGCUCCAAAGGACAUGGGCAAGGGUCAGGGGAAGGACAAAGACGUGAAUUCGAAAUCAGCUAGUGACCUCUCAGAGGACCUGUUCAAAGUGCAUGACUUUGAUGUGAAGAUUGAUCUCCAGGUUCCCAGCUCAGAGUCUAAGACGCUUGCCAUCACCUCCAAAGCUCCACCAGCAAAAGAUGGUGCCCCUCGGCGAUCAUUGAACCUGGAAGACUAUAAGAAAAGGCGGGGGCUUAUUUGAGCAUACCCACUCCGCUGCUUCCAAUCCUGCAUGCUCCAUGAUGAUGUCCCAACUUCUCUUCUUCCUCCCUUUUCAGUUUCCCUUCUGGGUUGGAGCAGCAAUGGAGCUGGGAAGAGACUCUUUAAAACUGCCAGUCAUCUGUAACAUAAACCAUUUGACUAUUUACUGUAUAGACCUCCCUUCUUGCCCUUUCACAAAUGUGGAUCUGUGCUAUUUGGGGUUCUCCCACUUCUUUUAGUUUGAUUUUUUUUUUUUAAUUGAUGCAGCUCGUUGGUCUACUCUAAGUGUUCAGUAUUAGCCUCAAGUUGGGAUUUCUGUAGGAAUCUCUUUGGUGGUGGCAGCAUCGGCACUUGGUGAUUUCUCCUUACGUACCACCACAGGCAUGGCGAGUAAACAUUGGCACAGGACCUUUGUGGCUUGAAGGUCAUCUGCACUUUCUUCCUCCUCUUCUUCCUCCUCCUAGCUCUGGAGAAGGGAAACUUCAAAAACUGGCUUAGGUUCAAAGUGUAAAUUUUUGGGGGGGAGGGUGUUACGUGACUUUUUUUCAGGUGUUUUUUAUCAUUUUUUUAUGCUGCAGUACUAUUUGUAUCAGUCUGUCACAUUUCUUUACGGCUGUUUUGAAUUCUACCAGCUGUAUUUGAGCAUCUGAAAUUGAAAGAAAGAAACUCAUUAAAUGUGAUUCUUAAUAAACAGGCCUGGCUUAUAUAGCUGUGUACCUUCACGUUCCCCUUUUUACUCACACAUACUUGUUGAGAGUCCCACAAACAGCUCUUGUCUGAGACUCGUCCUCUGUAGAUUUGUAGUGUAGC